GGCGUCGUCUGUUUCGUUCUUUCUCUCUCUGCCCUUUCUCUUCUCGCAAUCCGAGUCGCAUCUUGGAGCGUCCCCCUUCCUCUCUCAAUCUUAAACCUCUCGCCCCCGUGCUACGAGAUCGCAAGGGAUCGUGGAGGAACCUUAUCUGUCUUUCUUCUCUUGUUUGGAAGAAGACCGGCCUGGAGAUCUGGGUUCGAGAUGGCGGCGACGCAGCAGGCGCCGGAUCGAAUCGAUUCAAUAGAGCCAUUGACAUCAUUGCAGACAAACACUGAGCGGAAAUCAGUUGAUGUUGACAAUUCAAGCAAACAGCCACCAUCUAUUAAAAAUGAGAAAGUGACAACUUCUGAUGCUUCACAUGAUAUGAGGGACAUGGAUCUCACAAGAGAUGUCCAAGGAAAUUUGAGUUCAUCUGAUCCUGUCCAUGUGGAUAGUAUGGUGUAUGCACAAAAUGCCUUUGCUCCUCAGGCACAAUCCUUUUAUGGAGGAUACCAUAAUUCAAUUAAUGACUGGGAAGGUCAAUCUCAGUUUCUAAAUCUCGAAAACAUGGAAGUUGGUCAAAAUGGUAUGUAUGAUAAUCAUUCGCUGCUCUACACUGGUUAUGGUUACAGUCCUCAAAUGCCAUAUGGCCCGUAUUCACCUGUCGCAACCCCUCUACCUUCUGUUAAUGGGGACGGCCUUCUUUUCUCCACUCAGCAAUUUCAAUUCCCAGGCCCAUACUACCAGCAGCCAUCUCCUGCCAGCAUUUCAUAUAUCUCUUCUGCAGCUCCUAUUCCACAAGCUGAUUGGAGACUUCCAAUUGAUCAACAGGGAGCAUUUCCUGCUGAUAGCUCAAAUUUCAAUGCCCAGCUAUACAGUCCAAGGCCUGGGUAUCAACUAUCAUAUGGCUCUUUUAGCGGAGACUGGUUGAGAUCCCCUGAUGGGACAAGAUCUGCAACUCCAUUAUUAUCACCUGCAGCUUCACCACAACCUAUCGGUGCUCAUUCUUUUGGGCAAAGCAUGAUUUCUUUCGGAAUGGUAGGUUCACAGCAGCAGCAAUCUUCAUAUGGUUAUGGAUCUGCUAUAGGUUCUGUUGAUAGAGGAUAUCCUCGUGCUGCAGUAUACCAUGGUAAUACAUUUGGAACGCUUCUUACCAACUCGGGAAUUAAGGAUCGGGGAGCAGUUACUAUGGAGAAAAGUAAGAGGCAAGGAAUCGGAAGUGCUCUAUUGUGCAAUUGCAACGGCACUCUUGAUUUUCUUAAUGAACAAAACCGAGGGCCACGAGCAAGUAGGACAAAGAAUCAGAUGAAUGAAAAGAAUCCUUCCAUGGACAUACUGAAUAUUGGUUCCGCAAAGGUCGAUCAUAAUCUUUAUAAUAAUCCUGACUUUGUGACAGAGUACAAGGAUGCCCGAUUUUUUAUAAUUAAAUCAUACACCGAGGAUAAUGUUCAUAAGAGCAUCAAAUAUGGUGUUUGGGCUAGCACUUCCAAUGGGAAUCGUAAGUUAGAUUCUGCAUACCAUGAAGCAAAAAAGAAAGAAGAUCCUUGCCCGGUUUUCUUAUUUUUCUCGGUAAAUGCGAGUGCACAAUUCUGCGGGAUAGCUGAAAUGAUCGGACCUGUUGAUUUCGAAAAAAGUGUGGAUUAUUGGCAGCAAGACAAGUGGAAUGGCCAAUUCCCUGUUAAGUGGCAUAUGGUGAAAGAUGUACCGAACAACAUGUUUCGACAUAUUAUUCUUGAAAAUAAUGACAAUAAGCCUGUCACCAACAGCAGAGACACCCAAGAGGUAAUAUUAGAGCAGGGUUUGGAGAUGCUUAACAUAUUCAAGAAGCAUGACUAUGAAGUAUCAGUCCUGGAUGAUUUUGAGUUCUACGAGGAGAGGGAGAGAGCAAUGCAGGAGAGGAAGGCUUUCCAGCAUCAGCUAUCGAAUUCAGCCGGUCCGAUCCCAGCAACAUUCAGGGAAGACCAAAGGAGCCAAGCAGUGAUCUCUGGCAGCAUUAUCAGUCAGAUUUCAAAGAACUUUGCUCAUACUAUGAGACUGGAAGAAAUCAGCAACAUUGACCUAUCAUCGAGCACUGCUGUUGCCCCCAAGCCUGAUGAUACAAUAAAGCCAGCAACUGCAACUGUGACUCCAAGUAGCUAGCAAGAUAAGAAAGAAGGAUUCAGCUUUUGCUAGCUGUAGGACAGUGUAGUCGCCAUGGACGAGCUGCUGCUGAGUAAGAUCAGUUCUAGUGUUGCUGAAGCAGUUGUACAUUUUGUUGGCCACAUAAGAAAAAGAAGUUGAAAAAAAAAAUCACAUCUCUCCAUUUUGUUUCCUUUUUAUGUUAUUUAAUUUCCCUUUUUUUUUGCCUGCCAACCAACCUUGAGCAGAUGUCUACCAGCUUUUGUAUAGUCAUUCUAAUGAGAGAUGAAUGAAUAAUUUGGCCUUUUCCCUUU
Molecule: messenger RNA, 2408 nt
Organism: Zingiber officinale
Lineage: Eukaryota; Viridiplantae; Streptophyta; Magnoliopsida; Zingiberales; Zingiberaceae
Product: YTH domain-containing protein ECT4-like
Exons: 9
Coding region: 199-2115 (638 amino acids)
Biological process (GO): mRNA destabilization
Cellular component (GO): cytoplasm
Molecular function (GO): mRNA binding
Source: RefSeq, a predicted model, not a curated record